CCGAUGGCAUUGAAUGCAGCAAGAGUGGCUCACGUUCUUUUCACAUUGUCGGGAAAUUACCAGAGACUGUUUACAGAAAAUACCAGUUUUUCCCAGCGGAUUAAAAAACAAAAACAAAACAAACAGCUCCUUCCGAUAAAGACAUUUAAUGUUUAUUUUUUCAGACAGGUGGACGAUUACGCGUUGGUUGAAUGGGACUUUUACACAAAGGACUGAAACGUUUCCAAAAUAUAUAAAUAAAUAAGUAAACCGUGGCUCGGCUGUGGGCAUGCGCACACCUGCACAUGACAAGAGUGUAACGUUAUAUUAAUAAUGAACAUUUUUACUCCUGACAGACGCUCCUGCUGCCAAAAAAAGUGGUAUUAAACAUCUUUGUUUCAGGGAUUUAUACACAACCUCUGAGUAGAUCCCACUGGAUGUGAGUCCCAGCUGUGGAUACUUCCCACAAUCUAUGACGUCGGCUGGAUGUGUGAGUUUUCCUCCCCAUCCCAGCCUGUGACUGACGCACUCACAUAACAUCUCCACAACGGCUAUUUGAGGCCCAGGUUCAGUAUCCACAUGUGACUACCAGUCAGUAUGCUGCCUCCUCCUCUCCUCCUGCAGUGAUGCCUGCCUUCAGCCCUCCUGCUCCCCUCCUCUGCAUGCUGCUGUGUGUGUCUGUGGCCCUGCAACGCUCUGACCUCCGCCUCGCUUAUGUGACCCACAACGGCUUCUUCUACUACUCCUGCAGCCAGGACCCUCAACCGUGCAGCACCUCAUCUCUCACAGACUGCAGAUGCAAGGACAUCUCUCAUUCCACCCUGUAUCCCGUCUUCCGUAGGAGGCGACUGACCAUUUGGUUCACGUCGCCGCUGAACACAGCACGUCUGCUCAACAAUUCGGAGGUGAGGCACCUCACCCUGAUCCACUGUGGCGCCGAAGGACCCAAAGGGGCACCUGCUUUUCCCCCGGAGGGGCAUUUUGCAGUGCAGCACCUGGAGAGACUGACAGUGGUAAACCUGCCACAGAGGCCACUCCAUCACUGUCCAGAGGCAAACAGAGCUAAAAGCACAGACACAGAUAACGGUGACUUUGGCGCAAAUAGAUACAACAGGGAUAGGGACACAAAUUUGGACUUGACUGCAGACACGAAGAGAGACUCCGUGACUCUGUCCUCAACUGAGAUCCAGGACAUCUUCCUGGGCAGGGAGCUCGGAGCGGCCUAUCAUGAACAGGCCAGACUGGGAAUAAUCCACAGCUCAGUGCUGGAGUGGGGAGCAGAAGUCAAAGCCUACACAGUUCAGACACACAUAGACAGCGACGGUGCGCUGCCUUUCCCGGACCUCCACCUGCCAAAACUACCAGAGACGUCUGUCAUAUAUGUCAGCUUUGUGUACUGAGGCUUAAGAGAGGGAGGAACGUGAUUCUGUGAUUUAUUACUUCGCAGGCCUCAGUUCUAUAAUUCCUUUAUCCUCUUAAGAUGGAGAUGAAAUAGUUACAGGAGAUGUUGUUUUUAAAGUUAAGCUGCUGUCAAGAGAAAAUGAGAAGCUUUUAUUUAAAGUGAAUGGUUUAACUAUAAAAACUUCCACAAUUCUCUAGAAGUUGCUUAAUGGUAAAAUAAUUCAACUUUGGUUAAUAGAAACUGACAAAAACAAAACUGUUACAUUUGUUUCUACAUUCUUUUCCUGGAGUCACUCUUAGAUUUUCUUGUGCAAUAUCUCUGAUCAUACUUUUGCCAAGUGGCCUAAAAUGAAAUAUGUUAACGAAGGAGAGAGCCCAGAACAAACCGUCCAGUGUAUCUGCAUGGUGUUUAUGGUAAAUGACACUGGUACAAACAAAUCUUCCAUCUUCUGGUAACCAGCUGAGUGUUGUUCUGUUCGUACUUCAACCAUAAUGUGAAUCCCCGCUACAGCCCAUAGCAAGGCCUUUUUUAAAAAAAAAAAAAAAAUUUUUUUUUUACUACACCACAUUUGUCGAUGCAGUGUCACUGUUUUUGUUGAUACGUGCUAACUUCACAAUUUGAUCUGUGACUUUAACACUGUGGGCAAUGUGUCUUAUUUCUCACUCUGAAGCAGAAAAUUUGUGAGACAAAAAAAAUGUUGCCAAAGGGAGGGACACAGAGCUAACCUGGAUCUGACCUCUGACCUAUGGUUCCUUUGCAGAACCAAACACUUUCCGGGUGAAGAAAUCGAAUGCCAGUUAGUUAGGCACACUAGUGAAAACAAAAGAAUUCUGCUGUAAAUCCCCCUUCAUGGCUGUACAAUGUUGAAACAGAAAGACGAUAAUUCAACUGGAUGAUCAUUGUGGAGGGCUUAUAUUAGGGUGAAUUAGUUUUCACGAAUGUACCUAAUAAACUGGCAAGAAUGUGUAGUUUUCAGUGACUGGUGGGACAAUGUUUUAUUCCCAAACUGAGCCACAAGAGGGCAGCAAAUACAUUUGAGUCAAAGAAGGAGCAACAAACCCACCGUAUGAGGAAGCAAGUUUUUAAAGUUAUCCAGUUCAUCUUAAACUUAACAAACUUGUGAUGAGGGAUGUUUCUUUUGUAUGAGAAUGUUCUCUUAUUAAGUUAGAGUUAAUAACGCAUGUUUUGAUAUUUAUUUGUUAAAAAAUAUGAAUUAACAAUGUUACUCGCCACUUGCAUUUGUUUAUAACAAAAGCAGAAAUAAAUGUAUUUACUUGUCA
Molecule: messenger RNA, 2661 nt
Organism: Mugil cephalus (flathead mullet)
Lineage: Eukaryota; Metazoa; Chordata; Actinopteri; Mugiliformes; Mugilidae
Exons: 2
Coding region: 606-1379 (257 amino acids)
Source: RefSeq, a predicted model, not a curated record